This is a messenger RNA of Clupea harengus (Atlantic herring), 2082 nucleotides long. RefSeq names its product aminocarboxymuconate semialdehyde decarboxylase (gene acmsd). Gene Ontology annotation, biological process: secondary metabolic process. NCBI's taxonomy places the organism in Eukaryota, Metazoa, Chordata, Actinopteri, Clupeiformes, Clupeidae. Gene Ontology annotation, cellular component: cytoplasm; cytosol. Gene Ontology annotation, molecular function: hydrolase activity; carboxy-lyase activity. The record is from RefSeq and is a predicted model, not a curated record.
GGUAGAGUCAGAUAGGAGGAGUAAAACUGUGUGAAACGAAACGGACAGAUACGUAAAAACGCAUAACGGGAACACAGUCCACAUAGGUUGUGUGCAAUGAAGAUUGAUAUUCACAAUCACAUUUUACCUAAGGACUGGCCAAAUCUCAAAGAGAGGUACGGCUAUGGUGGGUUUGUCCAGCUUGAUCACCACUGUCAAGGGGAGGCCAAAAUGAUGAAGGAUGGCAAAGAGUUUCGAGUGAUCGAGGAGAACUGUUGGGAUGCAGAAGCUCGCAUUCGGGACAUGGAUAAAUCAGGGGUGACUGUGCAGGCUCUCUCCACUGUUCCUGUGAUGUUUAAUUACUGGGCUAAACCCCAUGACACCUUGGACCUAUGCGGUAUCCUGAAUGAUGACCUGGCAUCGACUGUGCGACGUUAUCCGAAGCGCUUUGUUGGUCUGGGCACUCUACCCAUGCAGGCCCCUGACCUCGCUGUGCUGGAGAUGACCCGCUGUGUGAAGGAUCUUGGCUUUCCUGGUGUUCAGAUCGGCUCUCAUAUCAACAGCUGGGACCUCAAUGCCCCUGAGUUAUAUCCUAUCUACGAGGCUGCAGAGAGGCUCAACUGCUCUUUAUUUGUACAUCCGUGGGACAUGCAGAUAGAUGGAAGAAUGGCUAAAUAUUGGCUCCCUUGGUUGGUUGGAAUGCCAUCGGAGACAUCUAUGGCCAUAUGCUCCAUGAUAUUUGGUGGGAUUUUUGAGAGGUUUCCCAAACUGAAGGUUUGCUUUGCUCAUGGAGGGGGUUCAUUUCCGUACACAGUUGGCCGAAUAGAACAUGGGUUUCAAGUGCGACCUGAUUUGUGUGCUGUGGACAACAAAAGCAACCCACGGAAAUAUCUGGGUUCCUUCUACACUGACUCACUCGUUCAUGACCCCCUUGCUCUGAAGUUACUCCUUGAUGUGAUAGGAAAGGAUAAUGUUAUGCUAGGAACAGACUAUCCAUUUCCGCUGGGAGAGUUGGAGCCUGGAUCAUUGAUAGAGUCCAUGGAAGACUUUGACAAUGCCCUGAAGGAGAGGCUACUUGCAGACAAUGCUCUUGAGUUCUUAGGCCUUCGGCGACAACAGUUUGAAUAAACUGUUAAGAGCUCUUUCCAGAACCUUGACACAAGCAUUACAUAAAGAGGUAUCUUCAAAUUAAAUAAGGGCAAAAGAGUAGUUUACAGUCAAGGGAAAUCUUUAGUCUGUGUGUCUGCUGCUACCACAAUAUCUGUGAACCUGUCCUUGGCCUACUCUGUUUUGCAAGAAAUAGCAGUAGUCAUACAUUCCCUCUCUGCAUUGUCCAUGUAAGGACACAUAGGAAUGGGCAGGGGAAGAAUAAUCAGUGUUAAUCUCAGAUUAAUCAGGGAACUGAAUAUAUACAGUGCAUUGAGAAAGUAUUCAGACCCUUGCAACUUUCUUAAAAAUGCAACAUAACAAAAUGUGAAAAAAGUGAAGGGUCUGACUACUUUCUGAAUGUGCUGUAGAUAAUGUAUUGUGCAACAAUGUAAAACAUUUGCACCAUGUAUAUAAGCAUAAUAGUAACAGUAGUAAAUAUUAUUAUAUAUAAUAAUACUUAAUUACACAUAACACUCAUCAUAGGCGGCGCAGACAGAUCCUUCCAUUUUCUCCCCAUGUGCCCUUUUUCAUCAACUGAUUAAAGUGGCACUUACAAUGCGGAAUGAAACGAUCCCCAGGACAAUCGGGGAUGCACGCUUUUUUGUGGUUAAAAGGUGUUCCUCUAAGCCUUGUCCAUGAAAAAGGAAUAAAAAGAAACGUGCAGGAACACAUCAAUAGCUUGACUGUGUAUUGCACUCAGAUUAGAAAAGGAGAUUUUUUGUGCUGAUUGUCAUAAUUGGGAAGAAAAUGCAAUGAGCCAGGAACAAUGGAGCAUUUGAUCGGCUAGUUUGCAAAAGUCUGAAUAUCUCCUUCACCAGCACAGUAGUGCUGAAUACAGUUUACCAAGCAAUGCCUUUCACUUAGUGGCAUGCAAAAUACCAAGUUGAUGAAUUCUAAGUGUAGACUGUGGCUGUGGCAAAGCUGUCAAUCAAAUAAAACUUAACUGAGAAAGAG